AUGGUCGAUUGGACAUCCAUACUGCCUCCCAGCGUGGUGGCAGAUACCGUAACACCAAAAGACCCAGAAUUGGCACCAGCUACAAACACAACUGUACCGACAACAUCGGGACUAAACAAUGGUGCUCCGUAUCUACCAAGCACAGCGCAGCUGGGCGGCGUGCCGACACCACCUAUUGAUAAUCCAAUUAGUGCUGUGCUGACGUUUCUCUUCUUGGUCGCAGCCGCCGCACACAUGGUGGUAUUUCAGAUAUUCAAGCGACGGAACCAUCUCUUCGUCUUCAGCGCCAUGAUGUUUGCCUUUAGCUUGAUACGUGCCCUAGCGCUGGUUCUACGCAUGGCAUGGGCCAGCCAUGAAACAAACGUGCGACUCGCCAUCGCGGCCGGCAUACUCGCGCAGGCGGGAACCAUUCUGGUCUUCAUCAUCAACCUGUUCUUUGCCCAGCGGGUACUGAGAGGGUACCACCCGAAUUUUGGCUGGAGCAAGCCGGCGGGUAUCCUCUUCAACUUCCUAUUCGCCAGCGUGGUCAUCUCGCUGAUGAUGAUCAUCGUGACCACGGUGCAAUCGUUUUUCACGCUCGACGAGGCCACGAGGGAGAGGGAUCAUGCGGUGCAACUGUUCGGUGGCACGUACCUGGCGGUCCUCGCCUUUCUGCCGAUCCCGAUCGUGGUCGUCUCGGCCAUCGCGCCGCGCAAGUACGUGGUCGAGAAGUUCGGCACCGGGCGCUGGCGAACCAAGCUGUUCCUGCUGCUGUUCACGUCCGCCAUCAUGUCGCUCGGCGCUGGUUUCCGCGCCGGUGCCAACUUUGCGCCCCGGCCCAUUGACGACCCCGCUUGGUACCAUGGCCGUGGCCCCUACUACGCCUUCAACUAUGGCCUGGACCUCAUCACCACAUACCUGUACUUGGGCGUCGAGUUCCACAAGCGCUUCUUCGUGCCCAACGGCGCCAAAGGUCCCGGGUCUUACAUGUCAGCGACUAGCCUCCCGACGGAGAAGGCGCGCCCGGCGCCCGCAGAUUCGACGAAGCCAGCCAUGAUGCAGUCCGCAGACGACGGCUACGGCCCGUCCGUCGAGACCCUGGCCUCGCAGCACUACAGCGAGUCGGCGCCGUCGCCCACCGUCUACAGCAGCAAGAUGCCGAUCACGUACGUGGGGUACAACGAUUCGUCCUCGUCCCUGAAGCCCGGCCAGAAGAAGUCGCAGCAGCAGCAGGGUAGGCGGCUCUCCAAGGCGCACUCGCGAGCCCAGCAGCGGUCCAACACCUCGCUCUACUCCCAGGACACCUUCGUGGGGUCCGUGGACCCGGGCCUCAUGGACACGCCCCCGCUGACCAGGACCAUCUCGGGCGCCACGGAGCACAUCGCCGACGAGCCGCCCAACCUGCCCCCGGUGCCCAUCCUGCCCGCCGCGUUCGAGGACAUGUACGGCGGUAGCAGCAGCAGCAGCCGCGAGGGCAGCGGGAGCUACAUACUGGAGAAUGAUUCCUCCAGGCGCACGUCCGGCAACUCCUUUGCCGGCGCGCGGACUGCUGCGGCCGGCGGCAACAGAGGCAGCGGGAGCACGAGCACGGACAAGAGGUCUAGCGACGUGCUGAGCGACAUGCUGCAGAAGAUGGACAGCGUGCGGCACAGCGCCGGGAGCCACGGCAAGGCGGCGUCGGUGGAGAGGACGAGCGAGGGGCUCCGGAUGUGGUCGCCGACGUGGGUGGACUCGGCUGACAUGUCCGGGGCCAUGGAUGCUGGGCUUCUACAGCAGCAGCAGCAGCAGCAGCAGCAGCGGGGGCGGCCGCACAAUCCUGCUGCCGAGGAACCACCACAUAUACAGCAGCGCCGGCGAUCGCAGCAUCAGUCCUUUGAACUCGAAGUUGAGAGGUCGCGGCCGCCGCACAUGCAGACGCAAUACCAGCCACAACGACAGCAGCAGCCGCAGCAGGAGCAAGCUUUCGACCGACAGCCGCAGCGGCGACGGCCUCAGUCUACAGAUGGGAGCGACCAGGUGGGCACGAGCGAGGACUCGAGCUCGUAUCACACGGGCGAAUCGAAUGGAUCGACGAGUGACGGUACUAAGUCGAGGCCGCAGACGAGGCAAUCGUAA
Messenger RNA from Truncatella angustata, 2094 nucleotides. RefSeq lists its product as uncharacterized. The record is from RefSeq and is a predicted model, not a curated record. NCBI's taxonomy places the organism in Eukaryota, Fungi, Ascomycota, Sordariomycetes, Amphisphaeriales, Sporocadaceae. The coding region runs from base 1 to 2094 and encodes 697 amino acids. The transcript has 2 exons.